AUGGUGUUUCAUUUAAAUAAGUCUUAUUUACAAUUGAAAGAAGUUUAUCCUGAGGAUAAAAUACCAAAUUUGGAAAAGAGUAGUAUAUAUGGAAUUAGCUGUGAUGAUUGUGACUAUGUUAGUUCUGAAACACCCGUGUAUGGCGGUCUGGAGAUUUUGACUAAAAUAUUUCGACAAUAUUUGAAAAGUCAGCCAGAAGACCUGAAAUUGGGGGAUGGUGUACAUAUCGUUAGUACAAGAAGCGAAAACGAUGCGAGAGCUAGUACAGACGAUGGUACUAUAUUUGGAGUUGUCGAAAAAUACUUAGAGAAUCACGAGUUGAGAAUUCGAUUACCGGAACUGAUGCCAGGAGAAGGGUUUGGAAGAGCUUUUAAAGCGGCCAUGGAUCAAGUAAAUCCUAAAACUGAUGAAAGUUCAGCUAGAGGAAAAGGAGGAGGUGGUGGUGGUAAAGGAGGUGGCGGAAUGGGAGGAAUUGUCGUAUUGGGUAUGAUGAUGGGUAAGAUGAUGGCCGCCUUGGGUAUUGGUGGAGUUGGAUUAUUAGCCAUGAAAGCCCUUAUGGUAUCAGCGCUUGCUCUUAUGCUUUCCAUCAUCAUCGGUCUCAAAAAACUUGUCCAUUCCGACCACGAUGAGGGUCAUACUGUCAUACAUGCUGGUGGUCAUGGACAUGAGUAUAGGAAAAAGAGAGAGGCUAAUGAAAUGGCCUACCACGCAUGGGAAAAAUAUAAACAACAAUAG
Messenger RNA from Diorhabda carinulata, 735 nucleotides. RefSeq lists its product as uncharacterized. The coding region runs from base 1 to 735 and encodes 244 amino acids. The transcript has 3 exons. The record is from RefSeq and is a predicted model, not a curated record. Lineage: Eukaryota; Metazoa; Arthropoda; Insecta; Coleoptera; Chrysomelidae.